This is a messenger RNA of Diaporthe amygdali, 1374 nucleotides long. RefSeq lists its product as uncharacterized. The transcript has a single exon. The record is from RefSeq and is a predicted model, not a curated record. Bases 1 to 1374 code for a protein of 457 amino acids. Lineage: Eukaryota; Fungi; Ascomycota; Sordariomycetes; Diaporthales; Diaporthaceae.
AUGAUCGGCGACAAAACCAUAAGGCCAAGGCAACGGCGGAGGCUGCGAGAUAUCCUCUGCUGCGCAGGGCUUGUCUUGAUUAUCUACUGUUUCUUCUUGGCUGGGCAAACGCCCAAAGGGAGCCAACAUGGGACCUCCGCCAUCUUCCAGGGCUCUCACGGCGGCCUGCAUCCUCCAGAGCUUUUGAACAGCCUCUCCCUUACGACCUCACAAUGCGAAGCCGCGUUCCCGAACCUAACCUGGUCCAUCGACGACGUCGUCUCACAGGGACCCUUCACUCUUACCCCAAAGGCAGCACCGGUGUUAGGACGUAUUGAAAUGGGCCAGUUGCAUGUCCUCAAAUCUCAGCGCAAGAACGAGCUCUCAGACGAGAUGCUCAACUCCCGCACCGCGUCGCUGCACCAGAUCCACCGCGCCAUGCUAACUGCACCGCCCUCCGAGCCCGUUCCGGACACGGUCUUCGCGCUGAAUUUCCAGGACCAGCCGUUCGGCACGGCCUGGGCCUAUUCAAGACAAGCCGAUCCCAACUCGCGGCCCGGCUUCGACGACGGAAACGCUAAUGCGCGGACGUUCCUGAUGCCACACUUCUCCUUCUGGGCGUGGAAGCUGCCCUUCAUCGGCUCCAUGGGCAGGGCAGCCAAGGCCAUCGCGGAGAUCGAGACCAAGCUGCACCCGACGUUCAAGUCCAAGAUCCCCAAGGCGGUGUGGCGCGGGACGACGUGGUUCAACAGCGUGCAUAACCCGCGCCUGCGCGCCAACCUGCUCGCUGCGGCCAAGGACAAGCCCUGGGCGGACGUGGAGGCGCUGGUGUGGGACGGCGGCAAGGACGGCAAGGCCGGGCGGACGGCGACCAAUAGCUUGCCCAUCGAGGACUUCUGCAAGUACAGGUACAUACUGCACACCGAGGGCGUCACGUACAGCGGGCGGUUUCAGUUCCUGCAGAUGUGCGCGAGCGUGGUCAUCACGCCGCCUAUCGGCUGGAUGCAGCAUGUCACGCACCUGGUCCGGCCGGUGUUUUCGCACGCCCUGCCGGGGCUGGAGGGAUCCUGGACCCCCGGUGCCAUGACGAGCAGGUCAUGGGCGGACGGUUAUGGGCCCGAGGAAGCUAACAUUGUGUUCGUGAAGCCGGACUGGUCGGACCUGGACGACGUGGUUGGCUGGCUGGAGGGCCACCCCGACGUGGCUGAGGGCAUCGCGCGACGGCAGCGGAGCUUGUUCGCGGAUGGGGGUUAUUUCAGCCCUGCUGCUGAGGCGUGCUACUGGCGGGCGCUGAUCCGGGGGUGGAGUGAGGUCGUGCGAGUCGAUGAGGGCGAGCUGGCGGAGGUCGGACCGGGCCAGACUUUCGAGUCCUUCGUGUUGACGAAUGGGGACUGA